GGUGAUGUCCCGACGGGGAUCGAGCGUGUACCAGGGGUCCACAGGCGGGCUCAUGCUGCAGCAAGAGUCCGAGGACAGCUGGCAGAAUCGGGGACUGGAGCAGGAACGAGAAUACGCCCGCUUCAAUCGACCGGAACUCCUCAUCACUUGCUGCGACUAUGUAUGUAUACUUACGAUCAAGGAUAGAGAAGAAUUGGGGACCAUACUCCCCCCACCUGGGGACACGCUUCGAGCGAGAAGACCUUCGAUAUGGGAGCUACCCGAUGACGUGCUUUCUGCGCCAGUACUUUCAAGGGGUUCUCCAAGAUCCCCACCAGCGGUUUCACCACGGUUCCUGGCGCCGUCCACAGCGGAAUAUCCUACGCAAGACUUGGACACGUUAUUGGAAAAUGCAGGUCUCCAAGAUAUAUUGGAGAAGGAUUUCGUGUUGAUGCAAGGCCUGAAACACGAUCUUAAUAGAAAAUUAGCGGAAAUGGAAUCGAACAUGCAUUCGAUGGCUAGUGCGGUGAGCGUGGGCGCCCCGUAUUUAGCGUUGAGGACGUACGAUCCUGACCCCAUGCAUCCUGUAGAUGAAAUGGUGGAUACAUACAAAAGAGUUAUGAAAUUAUUUCCUGCUUCAAGUGUGGGCGGUACACCGACUGGGAGCGAAUCCACUACCCCAAGGAAUAGAACUUCACGAUUAUGAGACAUCG
Molecule: messenger RNA, 692 nt
Organism: Galleria mellonella (greater wax moth)
Lineage: Eukaryota; Metazoa; Arthropoda; Insecta; Lepidoptera; Pyralidae
Exons: 6
Coding region: 5-685 (226 amino acids)
Source: RefSeq, a predicted model, not a curated record